Gossypium arboreum is the source of this 3202-nucleotide messenger RNA. RefSeq lists its product as uncharacterized. The transcript has 20 exons. Gene Ontology annotation, cellular component: nucleus. NCBI's taxonomy places the organism in Eukaryota, Viridiplantae, Streptophyta, Magnoliopsida, Malvales, Malvaceae. The record is from RefSeq and is a predicted model, not a curated record. Bases 198 to 2780 code for a protein of 860 amino acids.
AUCAGAUGCCUAAACCCUUACUGGCGAUUGACCUAUAAACCAGAACCUGGAAACCAGGUUCGUUGUUUGAGUUACUGUUCAUUAUCGGAAAGCAAACGCAAAUAUUUUGCUAAAACUUGACGAAUUUCGUUAACAUCCUUCCCCCCUUUUUUCAUUUAUGCGAAGUACUGUGAUUUUACGUCUAUUGGUGUAGUAAAAUGGUGCGUUCGAAGGCUUCUUCAAAGAAGCAGCAAAAGAAAGGCAUAGAUUUCAAAAAAAUAAAGAGAAAGCUAGGCAGGAAAUUGCCUCCACCGAAGAAUGCCACAAAUACUGAAAUUAAAUCCAAAGCAAUUGUACUUCCUGAGCAGAGUGUGGCAACAAACAAGGAAGGUUUAGCUGUGAGUAAGAAAGGAUUGACUUUGAAAGAACUUCUUCAGCAAACAUCUCAUCAUAACGCCAAAGUUCGAAGGGAUGCAUUAAUGGGAAUCAAGGAUUUAGUCCUUAAUCAUCCAGCAGAGUUGAGGCUGCACAGAUAUGCAGUUAUAGAGAAACUGCGGGAGCGGAUAAGUGAUGAUGAUAAAGUAGUUAGAGAAGCGUUAUAUCAACUGUUUAAGUCUGAAAUUUUCCCUGGUUGUGCUGAGGAUAAUCAAGGACUUCUCAUCUCCUUAUUGAUGACAUAUAUUUUCAAUGCAAUGACAAAUUUAGCAAUUGACAUCCGCUUGAUGGCUUUCAAAUUUUUUGAUCUUGUUGUGCAAUACUAUCCUCCUUGCUUUUCAUUAUAUGCUGAGAAGAUUCUUCAGAGCUAUGAAGAUAUUUUAAGGAAAAACCAGUAUUAUGUAGAAGACAAGGGAAAGCUCAGAACUACUCUUUCAGGGUUAGUCCGCUGCCUGUCACUGUUGCCAAGCAAAAAGCCAGAAUCUGAAAAGGGUAUUUCAGGAGACAGGAUGAUACAUGCUUUUGAGCCUGAUGCACCAACAGCAAAUACUGGUUUCUCUACCAUUAUCAAGAAACUAAAGGAGCUUGUGCUAGUUCUAAUAAACUGUUUCCAAGAAUUUAUUCCAUUGCUCAUUUCUAUGCCACAACUGGAUGCACAAUCAUUUGAUUGUAUAUUAUCCAUACUUCAAAGCAUAGAUAUUGCUGUAAGAUUUUUUAUUUAUGGUACUCAUGAAGUGGCACCUGAGUCAAUAUGCAAUCAAACUCUCUCAUCACCCUUGUCAAAGAAGUUAUUGGGAGCAUUUCCCCUUUAUCCAAAACACCACCUUUCUGUGAAGGAGGAUGAUAGAUAUUUUAUCCUGAACAUUGUCAUAACGGAGAUAUUUUUGCACCUCCGGGGAUGGAUCUGCCCUUCUGCAAAUUUGUUUGAGAAAUUUCUCGAGUUUAUAGAGAAUGCACUACUCGGCACGAUUUGUUGUAGCACACGUUCUGGUAAAGCAGCAUGGGAAAAGCAUGUAUCUUCAUUGCUUCCUUUCAUUCCCAAACUUGCAUCAGAAGUGGAAACUUGUUGGCAGUCACGCAUUCUUGAGUCAUUUACUCAGACAUUCAAGGGUUGCAAUCCAGAGUCUUCACUUAAAUUGGCUUGCCUGUCCAUGAUUGAAGAAAUGUUAAUUCCUAAUGGAGAUAAGCACUAUACUGAAGCAAGUGAUACUGUGGUAUUAGACUUUCAGACUGUUUGGAUAAGAGAGCUGCCCUUGUUGUUAAUGCUACUUGGUGAUAGACAACCAUCCUCUUCUCAGGUUGUCUUGCGCCUUCUUCUUCGUCUUGGGCAAUUUUCUGGUUCAAACUCUUUUCUUUUUUGGGAAUAUGAAAAUACUCAAUUUGCACUCAGUGAGUUUUACAGCACAUGUGAAGAAGGAAACAUAUACUAUGGUCCUUUCAUGAGACUUCCUAGGGAUUGUCAGGAGUUGUCUAUCUGUUGCCUUUAUUAUUUCUCUAACUUGAGUGCUCUUUUUCUGAAAUCAGUAGCUUUAUGUUGCCUGUGUCCUCAAUUGGAGCCAUUUGUAUCUUUCCGCAUUUUAGAGGUUCUGCAUGCUGCCUACAAAGCUGGACACAUCCAAAUUGCUGACCACAUCAGCUUCUUCAUGACUUUACUAUCUCGUUUCAAAGUUUUCCCUGAAAAUAUAGAUCCUGUUAGAGAAAGUGAUGUGAAGGUUUCAAAUCAUGGAGCUUUUAAGUCUCUCACCAGCGUGCUUUGCUCAUACUUGUCACAGAUGGGUGAUAGUUCUGUUGUUUUACAAAUACUAGAUAAAGCAAUCAUUGGCUUGAUAUUGUUGCAACCACCUCUUGACAAUGCAUGUGCAAUGUUGAGAGUGCUCAUUGUGCUGGACUCUAAACCCACUAGGCUUUCUGAACAAAGUAUAAUUGCUCUAAGCAAUUUCCUUCCCGGAUAUCUUAUGGAUGUUGUGCAUUGUAUUCCAGAAGAUGAUGUUCGCACAUGGCGUUAUUACCUUCUACCAUGCUUUUUCUUGUUUGAUAGGAGUAACAGGAUUCUGAAGCUUGUAUUGGAUGUAAUUGGUUCAUUUUUAACUGACAGUAAUUUGUCGCUUCCAUCUGAUACCUCUACAAGAUAUGCCACUGACAGUCUCAGUCGGAUAAAUGCGACUAUUUCUCUGCUACUAUUAAUGUACAAGGACAUUAAAGUUCAGAAAAUUAUUUCUUUAUUCAGAACAGAGGUCAGCUCAAUUUUGCAAAGCAUAGCUUCUUUACAGUCUUCAGAAGUCAAGAUGACCCUUGAAGAAAGGCACAGAUUUCAAUGUUCAUUUGAACAAUUAAAGGUGGUUACUAGUACAUCACCAGCUGGCUGAUUAUCCAAUGAACUUUGGGCACUCAAAAAGGCAUUUACCCCUUUGAGGGUUUGGGAUCGGGUCUAAGCAGAAAGCAAGCACAAAAAGGGAAAAUGAAUCAAGUGGAAGGAAUAUUGAUGAAAAUGCUGGUUCAGCUAAUCCGACGUUGGUAAGGGCCCUGCUUUGGUUGUUUGUAAUUUUAAUGGUGGUUAGAGGGGAAAUUGUUGAUUACACCACGUGGUUGUAGGAUGAGGUACAUGCAUUGUAUAUUUGAAAAACAUAGAUAUAGCAGCCAGCCUGCAGUCCAAGGGAAAAGCCAUUGAAAUGGAUCCCAAGGAUUACAUAUUCCAAAUCAAAUCAGAAAUCCUGCCUCGUAGAUGAUUUAGCAGACGCUUAUGAAAUUUUUUAUAAUCAUCCAUUCUAUAAUGUAAAAUUUUCGGAUA